UGCCUACACCAUCCUUCCCACGGCAAAGUGGGCAACAGAUGGUUCCACAAACAUAGCAGAUGCUGCUUUUGAAUCCAGAUUCCAACAAGAUCAUGGCGGAGCAUUGCCACACGCAGAAGCAGCUCGAUUUACAAAAUGGUAGCUCAGAGGCAAGCUUGGUGGCAAAUUCCCUUGAGGACGAUUCCCCAAACAUGAUGGAGAGCCUGAGCCCGAAGAAAUAUUCUUCCAGCCUGAGAUUUAAAGCCAAUGGAGACUAUUCUGGCUCUUAUUUAACCCUCUCACAACCUGUGGCUGCUAAGAGAAGCCCUUCCCCUCUGGGAACCAGUGUCAGGAGCAGCCCCUCCCUGGCCAAAAUCCAGGGAAGCAAGCAGUUCUCCUGCGAUGGGACUGACAAAAAUAUUUCCAUGAAACCGCCCACCCCUCUACUCAGCACUUCCCCCUCCCUCAGUGGGUACCCACUUGGGAGAGGGGACUUCGAUCAUUAUACUGGCCGGGACAGUGAAAGGUCCUUGAGGCUCGCAGAGAAGCCUCCCUACUCCAAAUAUAGCUCAAGGAAUAAAUCCCAUGACAAUGUCUACUUUCUCGGGGGGCUGGAAGGCCGGAAGGUGUCCGGCUCCCUCCUGGCCAUGUGGAACGGAAGUCCCCUGAGUGACACGGGCCCCUCUUCCAUCAGCAGAUCGGGGGCAGCAAGCAUGCCUUCAAGCCCAAAGCAAGCCAGGAAAAUGAGCAUCCAGGACAACCUGACCCUUCAGCCCAAGUUGAGCCAACACAAGGAGCCGGCAUCUGAAAACAUGGGUUUAAGAACUAGGAAGUAUUCGGGCAGCAGCCUGAGUCACAUGGGAGCCUACAGCCGCUCUCUCCCCAGGUUACACAGGGCCACCGACAACCAGCUGACACCCCUCAGUUUGCCUCCCAGAAACUCUCUGGGCAGUUCCAAACGAACAAAACUGGGGGAAAAGGAUCUACCUCAUAGCAUCAUAGACAAUGACAAUUACCUGAAUUUUUCUUCUUUGAGCUCAGGGGCUUUACCCUAUAAACCCUCAGCGUCUGAGGGCCAUCCUUACGUCAGUUCCACCCUCAGUGUCCCUGCCAGUCCGCGAGUGGCUCGCAAGAUGCUUCUGGCCUCCACCUCCUCCUGUACCUCCGAUGACCUUGACAGGGCUUCCUACUCUGGGCCUGGCCCAGGUCACUCGUUUCCUCCCGGGGAGCUGGACAGAGUGUUUGCCGCCAGGAGGAACUUCUCUUGUGGAUCUGUCGAGUUUGAUGAUGCAGAUUUGGACAGCCUCAGACAGGCCUCAGGAACUCCCCAGCCCAUCCUUCGGGAAAGGAAAAGCAGCAUCAGCUCCAUUUCAGGCCGUGAUGACCUGAUGGAUUAUCACCGGCGGCAGAGGGAGGAGAGACUCAGGGAGCAGGAGAUGGAGCGACUGGAGAGACAGCGUCUGGAGACCAUCCUCAGUCUCUGUGCUGAAUACACAAAGCCCGACCGUCGCUUGUCCACAGGCACCACCGUGGCCGAUGUGCAGAAGAUCAAUAAGGAGCUUGAGAAGCUGCGGCUCUCUGAUGAGGAGUCCGUGUUUGAAGAAGCCAUGGUGAGCCCUGACGCCAGGUACAGGUGCCGCCCGAAAGGCUCUCUCCAUGAUGCGGACUCGGCAAUCUUCGGGAGCGUCGGGCAGAGCAGUGCUGGCUUCCUGUCCCCCAGGAGCAGCAGGAAUGAUGACCUGCUCAGGGACCUCACGCCUCCCUUUCUGAAAACUUCCAGCGAGUCUGCUUAUCUUAGUAUCCUACCGAAGACCCCAGAGGAUAUAAACGAAGAACAAAGGAUUCAGGAGUUGGCAGCAAUGGAAGAGACCCGGAUAGCAAUUCUAAAUAACCUCGAAGAACUUGAACAAAAAAUCAAAGAUAUCAAUGACCAGAUGGAUGAAUCUUCCAGAGAGUUGGACAUGGAAUGUGCUCUUUUGGAUGGAGAACAGAAAUCUGAAACAACGGAACUUAUGAAAGAGAAGGAAAUUUUGGAUCAUCUAAAUCGGAAAAUAGCAGAACUGGAAAAGAACAUCGUUGGUGAAAAGACCAAGGAGAAGGUAAAGCUUGAUGCUGAGAGGGAAAAACUAGAGAGGCUUCAGGAGCUUUACUCCGAGCAGAAGACCCAGCUGGACAAUUGUCCUGAGUCCAUGAGGGAGCAAUUACAGCAACAACUGAAGAGGGAUGCCGACCUGUUGGAUGUGGAGAGCAAACACUUUGAAGACCUGGAAUUCCAGCAGCUUGAGCGUGAGAGCCGUCUGGAUGAGGAGAAGGAGAACCUGACCCAACAGCUCCUGCGUGAAGUAGCCGAAUAUCAACGGAACAUUGUGACUCGAAAGGAAAAAAUUUCUGCAUUGAAAAAGCAAGCGAAUCACAUUGUCCAGCAGGCUCAGAGAGAACAAGAUCAUUUUGUGAAAGAAAAGAAUAAUUUAAUAAUGAUGUUGCAAAGAGAAAAGGAAAAUCUUUGUAAUUUGGAAAAGAAAUACUCCAGCCUCUCUGGGGGGAAAGGGUUUCCUGUCAACCCCAGUACUCUGAAAGAGGGCUGUAUCAGUGUAAAUGAAAUUAAUGAGCCAUGUGUCAAUUCCACGAAUCUAUCCCCUUCCACUCAGUUCCCCGCUGAUGCUGAUGCUGAUGCCACUGGGCCUGCCACAGCUGUGCUGGUGAGCCAGCCACAAAAUAAAGAGCAUUUUAGAAGUCUGGAAGAAAGGAAAAAACAGCAUAAAGAAGGCCUCUAUCUGAGUGACACUUUGCCUCGAAAGAAAACCACACCUUCCAUAUCCCCACAUUUCAGCAGUGCUACUAUGGGGAGAAGCACCGCCCCGAAGGUUCACCUGCCCCUGGGACAGAGCAGUAGCUGCGGCAGCGUCCUCCCUCACUCGCUGGCAGCCGUGACCAAAGACUCAGACUCCCGGAGGGUGCUCAGAGGGUAUAAUCACCAACAGAUGAGUGAAGGACAAAGGCAGAAAUCUUCUCAAUUUUACAACCGCACAGCAUCUGAAUCAAAUGUCUACUUGAACAGUUUCCACUACCCCGAUCACAGCUAUAAGGACCAGGCCUUUGAUACGUUGAGCCUAGACAGCUCCGAUAGCAUGGAGACCAGCAUCUCCGCCUACUCACCUGACAAUAUCUCUAGUGCCAGCACUUCAAAUAUUGCCAGAAUAGAAGAAAUGGAGAGACUUUUGAAGCAGGCUCAUGCAGAAAAGACCCGACUGCUUGAAUCCAGGGAACGGGAAAUGGAAGCCAAGAAACGAGCUCUGGAAGAAGAAAAACGACGGCGAGAACUCCUGGAAAAACGAUUGCAGGAGGAAACUAGCCAGCGGCAGAAGUUAAUCGAAAAGGAAGUAAAAAUCAGGGAGAAACAAAGGGCACAGGCUCGACCUCUGACACGCUAUCUGCCUGUCCGGAAGGAAGACUUCGAUUUGCGAAGCCACGUAGAGACUGCUGGCCACAAUAUCGAUACCUGUUACCACGUGUCGAUCACAGAGAAGACCUGCCGAGGAUUCCUUAUCAAAAUGGGUGGAAAAAUUAAAACUUGGAAAAAACGAUGGUUCGUUUUUGAUCGGAACAAGCGCACAUUCUCUUAUUAUGCAGACAAGCAUGAAGCUAAAUUAAAAGGAGUAAUAUACUUCCAAGCCAUUGAAGAAGUGUAUUAUGAUCACCUCAAGAACGCUAAUAAGAGUCCUAAUCCAUUACUCACCUUUAGUGUCAAGACGCACGACAGAAUCUACUAUAUGGUUGCGCCGUCGCCGGAAGCCAUGCGCAUCUGGAUGGAUGUUAUAGUUACUGGGGCGGAAGGUUACACGCACUUCUUGUUGUAGUGAAUAACAGUCUACUUCAGGGCUGACUGCAAUAAUCUCUUACAAGAAUGAAGCCAUACUCAAUCCCAGAUGGAAAGACCCAACAGACCCAUCCCUCUCACUGUGUAUACUCAGAACUCCUUUUAUAUUAAUAGAAAGUCAUUUGUAAAAGAGAAAAAAGGGGUUUAAAUUCAAAGCUGGAUGAUAAAUAGCAAAAGGAUUGAAGCACCUAUGAGAAAAAAAAACACGCUGUUUUGGUAAAUAGCAUCACUUAUAGGAAUAUUUCUUAUAAACUAUUUUUAUCGAUUGUUUACUUUGGUGAAAUAAACGGAAUGGUUUACAAAAUGUAUGUACUUGGAAAUAUGAAAUUAUUUUAGCACCCCAGUUAUUGGCAUUGACAUUAUUGGUUAUCAACUGGUAUUUUAAAAAGCAUUUUGCUGAAGGUUAUUUUAUAAAUAGAAGCAAAUAAGGGUUUGGAGGGGAAUAUAUUUUAGGAGGAGUUUUGCCCUAAUUAUUAAGUACUGCACCUAAACCAAAGACUUGAUAUGACUUCUGUUUAACAGUGGUAGUUUCAGGUGACGAACCGCAUUUAGUGUUACUCUACAUUUUAAAAUGGUACUUUGAUGCCAUCAACUGUCUAGAAAGUUGACUCUGAACAGUUACCACUGGUAUAAGCUACUGUACAUAGAAAGCAAAUCACUUUUUGUAAAAGAAGAAAAAACAAAAAGUUGUGUGUUUUAGACAGAAGCCGUCUUAUUAGACAUUCUGUCUCUUUGAGCAAUUUAAAAUAAGGAGAAGAUUUCAUAUUUUGCUAAAGAUUCCUCCAUUCCCGGUGCUGAGAAUAAAGGUAGCUAGCAGCCGAUUUCCUUUAGAUUGUCUGUUUCCUCUUUUUUGUAGAACACACCUGUUAAAUGCAGCCUCACGUGCCAUAACGAUGAAAUCAGAGCUCUGUUUUCACCAAAGAACAGACCAAUUAAAAUACUUAUUUACAGAAGUAGCAUAGUUCUAUAAAAAGGAAAAUGAACUUUGACUUAAUGUUCUUUGUAAUGUACUAUUUUAUUAUGUAUUUCUUUACAUUUAGCCUUUGUUUUUUAGAGUUAAAUUAAUUUUUGUUGAAUGAAAUGACUUCAGGCAAGUCUCUUUUUAUAACAGUUUUUCAAAUGACUUUAUCCUGGUUUGUCAUGUUGUGUGUAUUUGCAAGUAUAAACAUACUCUUUCCUAAAAGUUGGCAAAUGAAUAGAAGUAGGAAAUAAUGGCUUUGCUUACUAGUACAGGAUGAAAUGAUUAGAUUGGAAGUGUCUGUAAAAUCUUUGUCAGGCCUGACGGGGUACAAUUUUUAAAACUUUGCAGUGUGGUUUGUAUACAUGUAUACAUGUUGCCAAUAAUAAGAUUUUGCAACUGGAUAACGCAUGAUUUUACUUGAAUAGUGGAGGACAAAGUCACGAUUGCAAAAGACAUUUUUAUAAUAUGUUUUUUCAGAGAUCACCCCAAACCCAUAACGACCUAAAAGAGUGAAAUGCAAUUGCUAAAAUUUUGUUGGUUAAUGUAAAGAUGUAACUUGUCUGUACUGUACUUUAUAGGAUUAUAAAGAUAUUCUAAUCAGCAUUAUAUUUUGCAUGAUGUAGUAAACCUUUUAAAAUGUGUGUUAAAAUAUGUUGAGUAUGGAUUAAAAUGUUGACCAGAUUUCACAUUUGAAAAUAAACUCAUCUCUCAUUAGGAGGUUACCUAUUGGUGACAUGACAGGGGAUGGAUUAAUCAGCAAAAGUCAAUUGUGAAUCUCCACAAAAG
Messenger RNA from Neomonachus schauinslandi (Hawaiian monk seal), 5603 nucleotides. It is a transcript of the gene PHLDB2, whose product is annotated as pleckstrin homology like domain family B member 2. Lineage: Eukaryota; Metazoa; Chordata; Mammalia; Carnivora; Phocidae. Gene Ontology annotation, cellular component: basal cortex. The coding region runs from base 60 to 3836 and encodes 1258 amino acids. The transcript is spliced from 18 exons. The record is from RefSeq and is a predicted model, not a curated record. Gene Ontology annotation, biological process: regulation of microtubule cytoskeleton organization.